Molecule: messenger RNA, 2133 nt
Organism: Styela clava
Lineage: Eukaryota; Metazoa; Chordata; Ascidiacea; Stolidobranchia; Styelidae
Source: RefSeq, a predicted model, not a curated record
ACAGUAUAACCGAUCGAUACGAAUUGCGUCAGUACUAAAAUUUAUCAGGAUAAAGACUUCUGAGCAAUAUUUGCUGAAUGUUCUUCCGAUGUUUAUCGUCCAAGAACUGUAUGUAGAACACAAAGUUAGAUGGGGAAAGCGACCUAACAUCGUCAGACGCAGCAGGAUCAGAGAGAACAAAAGUUUGGAAUAAAUAGAAGUCUUUACUAGUACGUCAUUUCCUAACAGCACACAAAAAUGUCGAGGUACUCUCCUUCGCCGGAUAUUUCCUCCCCGUCAAUACGUCACCCUAUGAGUGGCACGGCGCAAAUUAACCGACACCAAUAUGGUAUUGAAUAUACAAAGAAGUAUAGAAAGAGGACGAUGAUCUUAGCUGUUUCUCAACUGAUUCUCGGAUUAUGCUUGAUUUUGGUUGGUGUGCUAUCUAUUUAUUUCAAGUUUGCCGGAAUGGAAGCGUGGUUCGGAAUAGUGUUGGUGGUGUUUUCCUGUUUUGGAAUUGCAUCGUCUUGCCUACCCUCUAAAAUUAUGAUUAUUGUAUGUCUCACGACAUCGAUACUUGGAAUUGUUAUUUCAGUCACUGGUAUUGGAAUGGAAAUACCACUAGUAGCAUUCAGUGCCGGUUAUAUCAACAAUAUCAUACCUCUCGCUCUACAUAGCGUGUCUAUGGUGUUAUAUAUUGCACUGUUAAUGCUUUAUGUAUUGAGUUGCUCAAAAUAUUGCCAACCUAUGAAAUGCUGCAAAGGAUGCUCCUGUUGUGAUGCGACAGAAGAUGACCAGGAAUUUCUUGUCCAAUCGUGUGAGGAAACAUUGACUGUGGAUGUUCACUCCACAACGAUGGCCGAAAGAACUCAAACAGGAGUUGCUAUCAGUCAUCCGGCAUACAAUGAUAUUAGAUCGCAUGGCACUACUAACCAAAGAGAAGCAAAUGAAAACAAUUUCGACGUAUCAAAGUUAAGUGUGGAAUGUUGAAAUGUUUCGACAGAAUAUGAUGCAGAAGUUCAUUGAAUGUCUUACACCGAUUGAGAGUAUUAAUGACGUAAUUUAAAACUAACAUUGUUUGCACUAAUUUCAAAAAUAAUUUUGUACGAAUCAGAACAUCUUUGGAAAUUAUGGUAUGUGUUCUACAGACUUUCAUUUAAAUUUAAAAAACGCCAAACUGAUCUUUUGAUUUUUUCCAUCGAAGGUUGUUUCUACUUUUAUAUUAUGUUUUUUUUAUUAUAAUAGAAUGGACGCAAAUAAUCCCAUGAACAUUUCAAUAUUGUAGGCGUGUAAGCAUGGCCUUCAUUAAGCCUCGAUUUAGUUUUAGAAAUAUUCUGCAGAAUGAUAUAUCUUCGACUUAUAUAGCAUGGACAUUUGUGAUAACUGAUUGAGCAUAUAAUGAAAUAUAUUAUGUUUAUAGUAUGGUUCAUAUAAUUGUCAAUAAUGAAUAUUGAAAGGACUUAUACUCAAAACAUAGGAAUAUUGAAACAUAUUCCAACAUAGGAAUACAAAAAAUUAAUAUUGAUUUCGGAUUCCGUUGCGAAGCAUGCUUGCUUUCAUGUUUUCGUAUUGGGUUCUUGCAAGUAAGAACUUGCUCGUGUGGUUCUGAAUAUCGUAAAUUGUCUAGGAACAUUAGACACAUAUAGGUGCUGUAUUUGUGCCGCUGAAAUAAAAAAAAUUCGAUUUCAAGAUAUAACAUUAAUAUUAGAAAUAUUGAUCUAGCGUAUUACGUAUUACUUGUGCAAUUGCCUUAUUUGUCAGCGUCAAAAUAUUUGUUCUAUUCCGUACAAUAUGAAUUCAAAAUGACGACCGUAUCUUUUUUUCAAUAUCUCGCUUGGAAAACGCUUAAUUAAUAUCAAUCUCAGACAGAUAUCACGAAGAAGCUUUCAAUGAUAUAAAUAUCAAUAGCCACGCGUAUGCGUUUCUUUUUCAAUCACAUCAUUAACUGUAAAAACAUUAGUGAAUUUGAGAUUGUUACAAAAAAAGCGAUUUUCUCCAAACCCCAAAAUGUGAAGCUAAAUCGGUUCUAGUGCUGCGAAAACUUGUAAAGUAGAUUCCCUCGUUGCUGUAAAUCCUGAACUUGAUAUUAACAAUCCAGCAACGCUUCAGCACAUUUGAUUGAAAUACAAUCUAGCAAGUGUUUUAUAUAUAAAU